AUGGGCUUCGCCUCGGGAUUUACCGGUGGUGUCGCCCUGACUCUAUCCGUCGCCUACCUUUCUGUCCUCGCUCACCAACGCAACCGUGAGCAGCAGGGCGCCUCUCUCCGCGCACAAGCUAUCGCCAUCCACGGACUCAUCGAUCCCCUCCCCGCACCUCUACCACCUACUCGAUCCGAAGUUGCCGCAGCUCAGAGGUUGUCCUCCAUCGAGGUGGCUAAGGAUCGAUGGAACUACGAAGUAGAAAACGCCGUACGCUGGGUACAGAGGUCCGACUGGAGCGAGAUCCGGGAAGGCGUUGAGGACGGCAUUUCCAACCUAUGGGCGAACACACUCGGCGAGGCUCCCGCAGAAGGAGCCGAGAAGGUCAAUGCGAAGGCCGUGGAAGCCCGCGAAGGCGUCGCAGCAGUAGCGCAGAACGCAUAUACCAAAGCGACCGCGCAGGCACGAAGCGUUGAGCAGGCUGCCGAGGACAAGAUUCUCGAGGCUAGACUGAGGGCUACCCGCCAGGCUGUAAAGGUGGAGAGUGCUGUGAAGGAGAAAGCCUCCGAGGCAAAGGGUGUUUUGGCGUCGGCGAUUGAGGCUGGCAAGGAGACGGCUAACGCUCUCCUUGGACGUGUUGAGGCCGAAUCCGAGGCCAGCCCGGUAGCGAAGGCCCUAGAGCAACGCUAUGCACAACCCGAGGCCAAGGUGAACAAGACGGUCGCGGACGUACUGAGGGAGAGAUAUACGCCCUUUGACGAGCGAGACAACUCCCUCCUUCGCGGUCUAUAG
Molecule: messenger RNA, 774 nt
Organism: Clonostachys solani
Lineage: Eukaryota; Fungi; Ascomycota; Sordariomycetes; Hypocreales; Bionectriaceae
Source: the annotation of a GenBank genome assembly